Betta splendens (Siamese fighting fish) is the source of this 4850-nucleotide messenger RNA. Its product is annotated as ras and Rab interactor 2. The record is from RefSeq and is a predicted model, not a curated record. Gene Ontology annotation, biological process: signal transduction; vesicle-mediated transport. Gene Ontology annotation, molecular function: guanyl-nucleotide exchange factor activity; small GTPase binding. Lineage: Eukaryota; Metazoa; Chordata; Actinopteri; Anabantiformes; Osphronemidae. Gene Ontology annotation, cellular component: endocytic vesicle; cytosol.
UGUUUUCUCACCUAAGUGCUCAGCUAAAACGCGCACGUCUUUGUUGAGUCGUAAAACCAUGUAACCGACCCAGAGGCUGGUCGGUCGGUGAAAGGCCAGAACAGAAUCCGUAAAAACAGCCGAGCUCGCGGCCCGGAUUUCCCCAUGGAGCCGAACCGACGUCCUCCCGUUACCGAGUCAGUGCCGCUGGAGGAAAAUACUUUGAGGGAUCAGGCCCCUGCAGACGCUGUCCCAGACACAAACACGCAGCCUGAGUCCCCUGGACAGGAAGAGAGCGGGGCCGGCUGCUCACCCAGCAGCGAUCCUCCACUCGGCCUCAUGGACCGGAGCAGCAGCUUCUUCAAGUUGAUCGGCACAUUUGCUCUGGAGCUCGGGGAGCUGAAGAAGGAGAUGGUCCACGCGCCGGCGACUGUGGACAAGACGCCCAUGGAUCUACAAAUGAUGGAGACUGAGGUGAGCGGCAUUUACCUGCACCCGCCCGACUGUGGCGGGGUUGAGAAAGACUCGGGCUACGACUCCCUGCGGCGGAGGAUGAGCGUGCUGGACAGGCUGACCUUAACCCACCCGGUGUGGCUGCUGCUGCCGCUGAGCGAGGAGGAGGCCAGACACGUCCUGCUCAAACAGCCCCCAGGGGUGUUCCUGGUCCACAGGUCUGCCGCUCUUCAGAGAAAGGUUCUGUCUGUGCGCACGAAAGAGGAUCAGGCAGAAACUCCCGUCAGCCACUUCCCCAUCAGAGAGAGCCAGUACACCUUCUCUCUGGAGGGAUCUGGGAUCAGCUUUGCGGAUCUGUUUCGCCUGGUGGCGUUCUACUGCAUCAGCAGAGAUAUCCUGGCUUUCACACUCAAACUCCCAGAGGCCAUUGCGUCUGCCAAGACUCAGAAGGAGCUGGAGGAGGUGGCUCAGCUGGGAGCAGGCUUCUGGGACUGUGCUCUGCGCACUCAGAGGUGCACCUCCCCCCACCUCUGUCGCCGCCUCAGCCGGACCCUCAGCCCCCAGCGGGGCAACAAUCACAAGGGGGUCGAGUGGCUGAAGCCCAGUCCCACCAAGGCCCAGUGUGACAGCGCUCCCCCGACCCUGCGCCCCCCCGCUCCCCCGUCUUCGCUUCAUCUGGAGAGAAAGCACCCCCGCAGCCCGCUGUGCUUCCUCAACCCCGUGUUCCUCCAGACUCAUCACCACCACCACGGCUGCGAGGACCCUUCUUCCACGCCUGCCCCCAAGUCCGACGAAAGCCUGAAGUCGAAGGAGGCGCUGCCCGCGAAGGCGUGCGGCAGCGGCGGUGAGCAGCACACAGACAAGAUUAGACUCAACGGCAAAGCAAGGCCCCCCCCCCCUCGCCCGCCCCGCCCCCGCUCAAUGCCACACCGUCGCGCCGCCCCGCCUCCACCUGGACCCCCCGCAGCUCCCACUGGACCCAGUAAGAUGCCCGAAGCGGCGUCCUCGGCUGCAAAGCGCCAGCAGGUCUCCGGGAAGCGGUCCGGACCUGCUCGGCCACCAGUGAGCCCCAAGCACAGCGGCCUGUUCAACUCUGGGCCCUCAAACAAGCCAGCCUCAAAGCCUAAAGACCCUGAUAUGGAAGCCCAGCGCUGCCACAUAGCGCUGGAUGACGAGACCAUCGCCAAGGCCCUCUCCUGUGCCAAGCUUCCCACAUGCCGGGCUCCACCCUCAGUCACCGCUGAUGAGACCCCAGAGAGCUUCGCUGGGAGUCCGUCUAGUCGGAACGAGAAGGGACGCCAGCGGCUCAGUGACAUGAGCAUGUCCACGUCUUCCUCCGACUCGCUGGAAUACUCGCAGUCCCCUGGAUACUCCCUGGGUCUGGCCUCCAGCCCGCCUCAACACCUCCAUCAAAACGCGGUAGAAGACAGCAGUGAAGAUGACGAGGACGGCGUCGAAGAGGAGGAGGAGGACUACGGGGUCGGCCUGGAGACCGACCUAGAGAUGCGCCUCCGUCCGGCCUACAAAGCGCAGCGGCUAAAGCUCGGCGUCGGCCUGGCCGGCGGCUCCUUCGUCCUCCCCCGGGCCCUGAAGGGACGCUUCCGGAAGAUGAGCGGCAUGCUGCGCUCCCUUGUGACCCCCGAGAAACGGGCGGUGAGACGAAUCUCCGAGCUGUCCAGGGACAAAGGCUCGUACUUCGGCUCCCUGGUCCAGGACUACAACGGCUUUGUCCAGGAGAACCGAGGCUGCCACACGUCCGGGGUGGACUUUCUGCAGACUAUCAGACAGUUUAUGACCCAGAUGAAGGCCUACCUGCGCCAGACGUCAGAGCUGGACCCUCCAAUAGAGUCGCUCAUACCUGAGGAUCAGAUCGAUUACGUGCUGGAGAAGGCCAUGCACAAAUGCGUGCUGAAGCCUCUAAAGAGCGUCAUCGAGGCCACUUUACACGACUUCCAGGUGAGCAGUGGAACCUGGCAGCAGCUGAGGGACAACCUGGCCGUGGCUAAGACCAAACUGCCCCAGGAGCUGGGGGUGGAUGGAGCCGUGCCUCCGGACCCCAUGGCUAUCGAGAAGAUCCGCCACAAGUUUCUGAACAUGAGGAAAACGUAUUCGCCUGAGAAGAAGGUGACACUGCUGCUACGUGUGUGUAAGCUCAUCUACACCAUCAUGCAGGAUAACUCAGGGAGGAUGUAUGGUGCCGAUGACUUCCUGCCCAUGCUGACCUACGUGGUGGCACAGUGUGACAUGCCUCAGCUAGACACGGACAUCCAAUACAUGAUGGAGCUGCUCGACCCGUCCCUGCUUCAAGGAGAGGGGGGCUACUACCUGACCAGCGCCUACGGAGCAAUGGCCCUUAUCAAGAACUUCCAGGAGGAGCAGGCGGCCCGGGUGCUGAGCUCAGAGACCAGGAACACGCUCCACCAGUGGCACCGCCGGCGCACCGCCCAGCGAGCGGUGCCGUCUGUGGACGACUUCCAGAACUAUCUCCGUGUGGCCCUGCAAGACCAGGAAACGGGCUGCACAGCCAAAACCCUGCUGGUCCACCCUUACACCACCACAGAGGAAGUGUGCUCCCUCUGCGCUUACAAGUUCAAGAUCCCCGACCCGGAGAACUACGCGCUGUUUCUGGUCACCAAGGACACGAGUCAGCAGCUCGCCCCAGACACACACCCUCAGCUGAUCAAAGCCGAGAUCCACAGCCGGCCCGACGCGCACACCUUCCACUUCGUCUACAGGAGAAUACCUAACCUUAACCUAUGCAUUCCCACUGUUGUGCAAAAUGGAAACUGUGUGCUCGGAAUGGAAACCCUUAACUAAUGGAGUUGGUGUUUGUAGGCGUUUGUUUUGUAGACACAUACUGGGACACUUUAUUAGGUCCAUCAGUAGAGUCUAACUGGUUCCAAAGCAGCAACUCUACCAUGGAUUCUACUACAAGGUUGUAAUUCUCAGUUCUCUGUUUAUUAUAAAGGUCACAGUGGCUGCUGGAGCCUUAUUACAGUGUAUUAUAUCUUAAGAUCUUCCAUUAACCUGCCAUGUGGUGGCUAAAACAUUAGAACUACCUCCCAAAAUAGUACACUCUAGUAUGACUCCAGGACCCACCGGUAGCUCAAUAAUACGCUUUCUAGCCGUGUCAGUAUCCAUGGACUUUACAGAUGAACCCAAUAAAGUGUGCAUUGGUGUAUUGAUGCAAUUCCAAAGAACAACUUAGACAACUAUAACGCCACAGAAAGACUUGCGAUGGACUCUGGAAGGUUUUAUUAUGUACAACUCUAACAAGGUUCAGACAUGUUAUUGAGCUGAGGUUGAGUCAUUCAGCCAUUGGCCUGUAUCUGCUCUGCCAUUGGUCGACGGUAUACUGCAGCGGUUGUGCUAUGUUUUCAGUAUGUGUAGCGUUACAUGGAGGGAGGAGGUUAUUUAGCUUGUUGGGUAUGUUUAAAAUCCCCACACAGUAAAAUCCUGCAUUUUACUCAACUAAUGUUUGCCUUAACUGCUGUUUUCCUACAGUACAGAGAAACCGAACAUACUGUAACUAAUGAAGGCUUUCAUCCAGGUAUCCGUGAGCUUUCAUCAAAAUGAUCCAGUUAAGAACUUCAUGCUAAGACAUUAAUAUAAUAAGUAGAAUGAAAUAUCGUAAACAUUGAUUGUUUUCUCUAUUGUUCUUAUGUUUAUACCAUAAUUGCUGGUCAAUAGUGGUCAAUAUUGUGUAGAAAUAUUUUUAUAUUCAAUAAGGUUUUUUUUGUUUCUAUUCAGAUUAAAUGUUUCUUUACUGGAUGCAUUACUGGACUUAUACCAGUUAUUCCCCUGUUUUUUUUAUUUUUUAUAAAUAAGCUGACAAUGGGAAUACUGUACAUGAAAUCCUUUCAAAACAUAACAAAUGUUUCAUUUUGAAUUCUGAGUGUCACAGAGGCAGCAAUAAAAAGUGCAGUUUGACUGGGUUUAUUGUUGUCUAUUGGGCAUUCAUGUAUACUAGUGACACAGUUUUGAUCAUUUUUGUAACACCAUCAUAGCAGAUAAAAAAAAAACAAUUUAAUAUGCCAAAAGGGUUUUGUCAACUAUACUUUGUUUGUCUUUAAAGAAAAAACAAUGUAACAACCUAAAACUGACACCGUCUUUGGUGGUUAUAUUAUUUUUUUCCAAAUAUUUUUCAGUUUCUAGAGAGUUUGUGUAUAAAACCAGUUUGUUAACACUUUAUUGACAAAACCCUUAAAGCAGAAGCAGACAGUCUCCUCAUUAAAUGUUUUUUGAAUGAACAUAGUCAUUUGAGGAAGUACCAAAACAAUGUCAAAGUGUAAGGCACAACACAAUUGAUUCGCACUUUUAAAGAAACCCAUUUUCAGAACCACAAAUGUAAAAGGCCAUUCAUGAAGCAUAUUUUUUGCUUUGAUACAUUCAUUUGAAUAAACUCUUGUUGAAAAAUG